Messenger RNA from Manduca sexta (tobacco hornworm), 1146 nucleotides. Its product is annotated as protein scribble homolog. Gene Ontology annotation, biological process: rhabdomere development. Gene Ontology annotation, cellular component: stereocilium tip; plasma membrane; stereocilia ankle link complex. Lineage: Eukaryota; Metazoa; Arthropoda; Insecta; Lepidoptera; Sphingidae. The annotation marks the transcript as partial. The record is from RefSeq and is a predicted model, not a curated record. Gene Ontology annotation, molecular function: protein binding. The transcript is spliced from 6 exons.
GUGGGUGACCAGCUAGUGAGCGUGAAUGGCUUCCGCGUGGACGAUGCCGUACAUGCAGAGCUGGCGCAUUACCUAGCUUCCCAGUCUAGACUGAAGAUUAAAGUUAGACAUGUGGGAAUGCUUCCUAUGAAAGAAAAAGUCCACGAGGUGCUUUCAUGGCAAUUCGUAUCGGAGCGUGGAUCUCUGGGCUCAGAAGUAUCGUCGUCUCCUACGCUCUGUCAUGAGACUGAACGUUUGUCCGAUUUACGACUAUCCGUCCUGGUGCCGCCAAGAGCUAAAUUAGGCUGCGGAAUCUGCAAAGGCCCAGAAUGGAAACCUGGCAUAUUUGUUCAAUUCGUCCGAGAUGGCGGUAUAGCUAAAGAUGCCGGACUUAGGCCGGGUGACCAAAUUUUGUCCUGUAAUGGAAUAGAUUUUUCCAACGUGGCUUUUAAUGAGGCUAUAUCUGCUAUGAAGGCUAGUGGACGUCUAGAACUGGUGGUGCGUGAAGGUGCAGGCACUGAGCUUGUGUCACCCGAGAGCUCGGGGUACAACAGCUCGGCCUCAUCCGCAGCCGGGGAGAGUCCGGCGCCGGCCGCGCCUCACGUGCCUCUCGCGCCACCUGCAGCGCUGCGCCGCCGACUUGCAAGUGUUGCUGAAGAAGCUGCUGAUCGGGCUGACUGGUUGACUUUGAACAGACUUAAACGACGCACGUGGGACAGUUUAGACUUUGAUUGGAAGAAUAGUGACAUACACAACUUCGACGCUCCUUCAGAUAUAGAACCUGAUUAUGACAGCCCCAGUAUACCAAACAACCCACACACAUUCGAAAAUAAAACUAAUUCGAGAAAUAAUAAAGAAUACGUCACGAGUCCAUCGAACAAAACCAUCAUUAAUUUAACAGAAGACGGCGCCACUAUACAAUGUAGCUACAACAAUCAAUCGCCUAGAAAAAAUACGUAUUCUACAAACAAUACCAAUAGGAACAACGACAAAAAGACAAUAGUAGUAGAAGUACAUCACACGAGUACAGCCAUAUGUGGAAAAUCGAGUUGCAAUAAUUACAAUAUGCUGCCCAUGAAGAAUGACUUAAACUCCGAUUCUACAAGUGUCUCUAGUUCAAAUACAUUAUCAAGUGCCAUUGCUGAAGAAAUACAUCGAAGGAAGCAG